CCCGGUACUGCUGUUCAUUUUUGCUACGUACUUUUGCAUAGUUUCGUAGUAGUAAAAGAAAUACAGCCGUUAUUGCGCUUUCAAACAGCAGAUCUUCGAAUACCCUGCACGAUGAAGCUACAUAUAUUUCUCUUACAGGCCGGGAUAGCCCAUGCGGCUCUACGAUUCGGAUGUUCGACCGUCUCUAUCCAGCGUUUGGACCCUCUGGUUGAGCCUGGAAACAUUCCUUCAGCUCACGUCCACCAAAUAGUGGGAGGCAAUGCCUUCAAUGCGACUAUGAAGGGAGACAUUGGGGAGCAGGGGACUUGCACAACAUGUGUCUACACAGAAGACUUCAGUAAUUAUUGGACCGCCGCCAUGUACUUCAGGCAUGAGAAUGGCUCCUAUAAGCGAGUUCCGCAAUACCCAAAUGCUCAAUUGGGCUACGAAGGUUCCGACGAUUCCGCCAUCAAGGGUGGCAUGACGAUUUACUACACGAACAAAGAUUUCAACUCCAAUGGAGACCAGUAUAUCACUGCCUUCCCACCUGGUUUCCGCAUGACUGUCGGUAGCCCCACAGUAGACAACGUCAACGGCUCCAAGCCAGGCCUCCGAUACACCUGCCUACAAACCAUCCUAACGCGAGGCUACGAGACCCCAGAUUUUCCAAAGGAACCAUGUCCCGCUGGCAUCAUGGCGAUCCACCACUUCCCAGCUUGCUGGGACGGAAAGAACGUGGAUAGCCCCGAUCAUCAAUCACACAUGUUCUCGACUGUUAAGGGUGGUUUCCGCGAAGCAGGCCCAUGCCCGGCAUCCCACCCCGUCCGGAUGCCGCAAGUAGCGUACGAGACGAUGUGGAAUACUACUGCGUUCAAGGAUAUGUGGCCGAAAGACGGAUCGCAGCCGUUCGUCUGGUCAUACAGCGAUAGCAAAGGAUACGGGACACACGCCGAUUAUCUGUUUGGGUGGAAGGGCGACUCGUUGCAACGUGCGCUGAAUGAUACUUGCAUGUUCCACGGAUGCGGUAGUCCUGGUAUGCAGGGUAUUCUGAAGACUCAGACCGUCGCGGAUAUGAAUGCGUGUGCUGUGGAGAACACGGUUGAGGAAGAUACGGAGGGAUGGCUUGAACAACUUCCAGGGCAGGGUAUGCCUAUGCGCAUCUCUGCGUAA
This is a messenger RNA of Periconia digitata, 1149 nucleotides long. Lineage: Eukaryota; Fungi; Ascomycota; Dothideomycetes; Pleosporales; Periconiaceae. The record is from the annotation of a GenBank genome assembly.